This is a messenger RNA of Mobula hypostoma (lesser devil ray), 5340 nucleotides long. RefSeq names its product zinc finger protein 638 (gene znf638). The transcript is spliced from 25 exons. NCBI's taxonomy places the organism in Eukaryota, Metazoa, Chordata, Chondrichthyes, Myliobatiformes, Myliobatidae. Gene Ontology annotation, cellular component: nucleus. Gene Ontology annotation, molecular function: RNA binding; zinc ion binding. The coding region runs from base 1 to 5115 and encodes 1704 amino acids. The record is from RefSeq and is a predicted model, not a curated record.
AUGGUUACAGAAAAGGGUUGGCCCAGACUGGUGGGGCCGAAUGGCUGUCCCAACGUAGUCGCGCAGGCGGAGUGGAGAGACGAUCCGGUCACGAGAUCGGUGAUCGAUUCUACCGCCUGCGCUGAGUGCGUCGCCGCCAUUGCUGCGGCACUCGAUUGCGGUCCCUGGUGUCCGCGGCGGCGGGAGGAUCGGCAGUGGCACCGAGAGCCCGGUUCAGGCCACGGCGGGAGCUUUGCGUUAUUCUUGGAAAAUUGUGCUCCAGCAGUGAAUUCAUUGAACUUCGGCAUUACCAAUCCACUUCUGUUAGGCUCAGCAAAUUUGCAGCUCGCCCAGAUUAAAGCCCAGCUGGCCCUACAGCAGCUGAACUCUGUCGCCUCUACAACUUUAUCGAAUACCGCUCUUGCAUCUCUGAACCAAGCUCUUGUGAAGAUCAACAUGUCCAUGUUCAAUGCCAGGGGGCCAUUUGGCCAGAAUCAGGGCCCUCCAAACCAGUUUGGGCAAAGUCAGGUCCCUGCAAAUCAAUUUGGGCAAAUGCAGAGACCUACCACCCAGUUUGGGCAGAAUCAAGGUUCGGCCAGCCAGUAUACUAUGAAUGCUCCUGGAACCUAUAUGGCAGGAGGAGCUGGAGCUGCAGGACGAGGAAUGGGAUUGGGAGCUCAAGGAGCAUCACCUGGCAACUACAGUGGAAUGAACAUGGGAAUGAUGAAUCAAUCGGGGAAUAAUGUAGGCUUAGGUCAGUGGCCUUCCUACCAGAGCCCAUCAUCUGGAGGUUAUCGGCCUGGAUAUGGGAGUGCCACAACCUCUUCAUCUCAAAGUGGAGACCAGAGAUCUGCAGUUCAGCUUUUUCAUGACACAAUGAAGGCUUCUAAUAUCCUAGCAAACUUUGGCCUGUCUAAUGAAGACCUAGAAGAGCUAAGUCGUUACCCAGAUGAGAAGCUUACUCCAGAAAACAUGCCAUACAUCUUAAGAGAAAUUAGAAUGCGGAAGAUGAAUAAGCAGCAGUCGUCAAGCAGUUACAGUCAGCCAUAUAAGCUCCAGGACAAAGACUACAGAAGGGAAGCGGUCCAGAGCAGUGUGGUUGAUUACGGGCACGGUCAGCAGUAUGACUAUCGGGAUAGACCCGUGGAGAGCCCAAGCAUGCGUUACAGUCGCGAAACGCUGAGGGAGGGUACCUGGAAUGAAGAUUUCAAGCGCCCGUCUCAGAAUUAUCAGAUGGAGUCUUCUCGAGAUGAGAGUUCUCAUGGAAUUAAACGAUCGGUGAAGAAGGGAUUGCCAAAACCCAAGCUGAUGAAUGAUUACUAUGGCGUCCCUGCACUGAGGUUCCCCCACGUGUGCAGUUUGUGUAACAUAGAAUGUAGACAAAUGAGGGAUUGGGAACGUCACAAGAAAACAUCUGUCCACUAUGAUAGCUGCCGUCUUUUACUCAAAGAGUAUCCAGACUGGGACCCAGAUGCAAUUCCUCCAACAAAAGAUGAUCUCGCCAAGAAAGAGAAAGAAGCAGUGGCCACAGAUCAGGCUGCCACAUCGUUCAGUUCAUCACGGAUGAGUCCGAAGCAUUUAAGCCCACGUCGCAUGAGCCCCCACAGAACCAGUCCAAGGCGCUCAAGUCCUCGCAAGUCCAGUCCACGGCGUUCAAGCCCUCGCAAAGUCAGCCCGAGACGCAUGAGCCCACACCGUUCCAGAUCCAGUCCAAGGCGCACCAGCCCACACCGAUCCAGGGGCAGCCCCAGGCGCACCAGCCCCCACAGGUCAAGGUCUAGCCCUCGGCGGUCCAGUCCUCACAGAUCCAGGCCGAGGCGUAUGAGCCCCCACAAAUCCAGGACAAGCCCCAAGCACUCAAGUCCGCAAAGGCCUAGCCCACGCAAGCCUAACACAAAACGUAAAACCCAGAAAGAAUUGCCUGCUAAGAAUUCUAAUCAGAAAUCUCCAAGUCAGAAGGCUGUGAAGAGAGCUUCUGUCACUGGAAAACCCCAUGCUGAAGCAAAAAGCAAUACAGCUUCGGCUUCCGAGGAGGCCGAGUACCCUGAUGCUCAAGACAAGGCUAGUGCACAGCAGAUGAAUGAAAUGAGGAAGAGUGGGCGUGUGGUUCACGUCACUGACCUGCCACAUGAUGGCUACACUGAAGAAGACAUCUCAAAGCUGACCCAGCCUUUUGGAAAAGUUGUUGGCAUUAAAUUGGUCAGCUCCAAAAAUGAGGCUUUCCUGGAAAUGGCAUAUAAAGAGGCUGCAGUAGCAGUGGUGGAAUUCUACAGCAUCACACCAGCGGAAAUCAACCGUCGGCAGGUGUCCAUGACAUUACUGGGACAGAAGAAGGAUGUUCCAAAACUGGAUCAGAGUGAACAAUUAGAGAGCCAAGCUGCUGCUUUUGAAGAGAAAGAGAACACUGCAGACACUAGUGCUGUCCCUCAGACAACUACAGAAGCCACCACUCCGUCUUCAGCUGAUGCAACAGUGAAAGAAGAUGAAACUGCAGGAGUGCAGAAGACAGAGUCUGAGAAUGUUUCCCCCAAUGAUAAGGGUAGAGUUAUUCGAAUUAGCAACCUUCCAGCUAAAGGAUACACAGAGGAAGACCUGAAAAGAUUAGCAAAGCCUUUUGGAGAAGUGCUGAACGUGGUUAUCACGUUCUCCAAAAACCAGGCAUACCUGGAAAUGGCGUGCAAGAAAGCAGCUACAAAAAUGGUGGAGUUCUACCGUCUUUCUACGAUCAAGCUCGAAGGAAAUGCUGUCAGUAUGGAAAUACUACAUCAGUAUGUGGAUCUGAGUGACAUGGAGGUUAUAUUUAAGGAUAUGGUUGAAGAAUCGGGGUUUAAACCAGACGAUGGGCGCAGUAUAUAUGACCAUUUAGUUCACGUAAGCAAUCUACCCGAGGAUGGCUAUACUGAAGUUGACAUCCUUUGGGUUGCUUUCCGAUUUGGAAGAGUAAAAGCUUCAAUGUUCUUGAAACCACACAACAAGGCUCUUCUACACUUGGAGAAUGCGAAUGCUGCCACAUCCAUGUGCAGCUUUUUCAGAGAAAUUCCGCAUGACUUCCAUGGAAAAACUCUGGAAUUUUCUUUGUCUCCUCAUGCAGGAAUUCUGCCAGAGAAUCAAGGAAAGGAAGACCAGUCACCUAAGGAGAGUGGUGAUGCCAGCAAGGAACCAGAACCGAUGGAAACUGAACCAGCUGAGAAAGCAGAGUCUAUGGAUGUGGGACUAGCUGAUAAGAAAGCCCAAGGGACUCCAAGUGACAAAACCACGACAGAGUCCACCAAACCAGAUGUAACCAUGGCCUCUGUUCCAGAGACGGAGACUGUGGCAGCAACCACGACAGGGGCAGCUCCCCAGAAUGUGGUCCCCACUACUGCUGCUGAGCCUCCUGCAGCCAGUGCAGGCACCAUCAGCAGCACCCCACUCACCGCCAAGCCUCCAGCUUCGUUUGCUUCAGGGACACCGGCUAGCGAGCCUGGUUUAACAGAGUCGGGCCAGGCUGGCAAAGUUGUUCCGGUGAACCGAAACGCACCAUCCAAACCUGUGGUUGCAGCCGAAGCAAUGGGGAAGCCAUCAGCAACGCCUGCCGCAGGCAGCGUAACCAAGCCCACAGAGUCCUGUGAGACCAAGCCCGUUAGUACAACUGGCCAGGACACUGAAGGGUCAGCAGGGCCAGAUGGUAACACUUCCACCUCCACAAUCACAGCAGCUGGCACUGAGGUGGCACUGAAACCAGCUCCAGCGUCCUCCAUGCCCGAACCUUCUGAUGCAGCUGUGGAGAAGGCCAGUCCCGUCUCAGGUACCGUGGCCCCUGCAGGGACACCUACUGCUGAGGGAGACACUGCACCCGUGUCCACCCUCACCCCCUCUGCGCCACCCAGAACCACGAACCCCUCACCAAGCACCACCACCCCCUCCUCCAACACCACCGCCAGGCCGCCCAAGUCCAUGGUUGUGAAGCCGACGGGCAAAGAGAGCAGCGCGACCAAGUCAAGCGAGAAGAGGAACGCUCCGCCGAGGAGGGAGCACGCAGCCAGGGAGACGGGAAAAGCCGGCACUCCAUCACGGGGCAGAAGCUCAUCCAAGGAGGACAGUGGAAGGAGAAGUUCUUCGCAUCAGAGGGAGAAGGAAUUCCGAUCCAGCCGCCGGCACGGUUCCCAAUAUCCGAGGGACAGGGACAGAGACUACAGAUCAUACAUGUGGAGCAAGACCUCCUCAGACAGAAACAGUAAGGACCGCAGGACCAGCAGCAGAAAUCCAAAGAGAGAAGCGGAACAGGAGGUCUUCCCCUUUAACCUGGAUGAGUUUGUGACUGUGGAUGAAGUGGGGGAGGAGGAAGACCUCGCUGGAGAUCAGAUCCCUGAAAAUGAACCUGAAACCAACACCCAAACAUCAGAAAGUACCGAGCUCAAACUGGUGGGAGCAGAAGCCACCGAGGAAGUCCCCAACGCAAAGCCAGCUGCAGCAACUGAACAGGUCGAGGCAAUGGAGACCACAGAAGUGACAUCGAAACCUGAGGCCCCAGCCCAGCUGGAACCCCUGCCCGAGGCCAAGUCAGCAGCAGAUGAGCAGCCAAUGGAGACAGAGACAACGCCAGAGAAAGCAGCGGAGGCUCCCGCAGCAGAACCAAGCAAAGCCCCUCUCCCAGACACCAGACCAGAGGCCGCGGCGCCCCCAGUCACAGAAACCACAGUUGCCCAGAGGGGGACUGCGUCCCCAUCGUCUGCAGGUGGUGAACCUGCCCACAGUGCAGCGGCAUCUCCACCCAGUAACCUUUCGCCUGUCCCUGCCUCUUCUGGAGGCGACGCCACGAAUGCGGGCCAGGAGCAGCGAACAGAACCCAAGUUGAAGAGAGAGUCUCCACCUGAGGUGGAACCCGCUGUAAAGAGGAUCAGGCUGGCUGGUACAAAUCUCACUGAACUGAAGAUGCCUCCGUACAAGCCCAACAGCCCUGUCGGUGUUGAAUUUGUUGUCCCAAAGACUGGUUACUUCUGUCAGAUAUGUUCCCUGUUUUACACAAAUGAAGACACUGCCAAGGUGACCCACUGCAGCACGAUGCUGCACUACAAGAACAUGGAGAAAUACGUGAACCAGCGGAAAGAGGAGAUUCAGAGACAGCAGGAACGUGCGCCGAAACAGGAAAAGUGACUUCAGUCACUCCCUACAGAGUAUAUUUUGGGUCCAAGUGUUUCUCUCCACCCCCCAACCCCCCUGCUCUCAGUUUACCGAGACCAUUACAACAGUGUACAAAUGAUCUUUCCACUGUAAUGAUGAUGGAUUCUGGGGUUUUUUUUGCGUUAUAUUGUGUCUUGUGUUUUUAUGGAAAUUGUAACAACUGGCGAUUCUGUUACUCAAUUAAAAUUAUGUUCUACA